Messenger RNA from Hydra vulgaris (swiftwater hydra), 2080 nucleotides. RefSeq lists its product as uncharacterized. The record is from RefSeq and is a predicted model, not a curated record. NCBI's taxonomy places the organism in Eukaryota, Metazoa, Cnidaria, Hydrozoa, Anthoathecata, Hydridae.
AAAAUAAUGAAGUAUGUCAUAUUUUUAUUUCAACUUGAGGCUGGGGUCUGGCCCAGGCUUAGUUUGGUUGAUAAAGCUUGAAAAAAUAUAUUUUUAAUUUUUAAAUUUUUUUAAUAGAUUUUUCGCUGUAUAAAUGACAUGCCGUCAUCUCCUAAAAUGAUUCGUAGAUUUGUUACUAAAAAUAUAUUCUCCCAUACUGAACCAACGCAUAAAUAUUAUUGUCAUAAUUGCUGCACAGCUUUAGUUGACACGUGUAAAAUAAAUACUCAUUGUUCAUCCCAUAUCUUUAUAUUGGAUAUCAUUAGCCAAAUGAAACUUGUUUUAUUUCUGAAUUUGGAUGCAAUUAAAUCAUAUCAAUUGGAAAUUAUGUCAGGUAAAAGAAAGAGUGAUUUUAUUUCUAGACCAAAUUUUGUUGAAAAUAUGAAGUCUGCAAAUGUUUUACAUAUUCAUUUAUUGAUGUCAACAGAUGGUGGAGAACCAUACACAAAAAAAAAGAUUACAAUGUGGCCAUUUCAUGCUAUUAUUUUAGAUUUACCAUCUUAUAAACGAUUCCUAUUUGAAAAUACACUACUUCUUGGUUUAUGGUUCUCAUUAUUAAAACCUAAUUGGAAUGCUUAUUUAAAGGAGUACAUCAAUGGAAAACUGUUUGAAACACCCCUUGAAAUUAACAAUAUCCAAGUAGUUAUUCAUAUUGUUGGUUUUGUUUUCGAUUUGCCUGCAGUGGCUUCAAUCAUCAAUCAUAAGCAGUAUAAUGGUGAAUUUGGAUUUCACUAUUGCGAACAUCCUGGUAGAACAAUUGAAAGAAAACAUGGUUCCGCUAGAAUUUAUUCACAUUCAGAUACAAAUUAUAAUCUUAAAACAUCUGAAAUGUAUGCCAUAUAUGCUAGAUUAGCCGAAAAAUCAAAAGUAUCUGUAUUUGGAAUUAAAGGCUCAAACAUCUUUAGUGACAUUUCAUUUAUUAAAGUGCCAGUUAUGAUACUUAUUGAUGUGUUACAUUUGUUUUACGAAAAUUGCUCAAAAAAGCUUUUAGUUUGUUUAUUUUCUGUUACCAAUAAACACGAAUCAUUUUUUAUUGGUAGUGCAAAAUUAAAUGCUAUGGAAAUCUUACUUGCUGAUCAAAAAAUGCCACAUAACAUGCCCAAGCCAUUAACUAUUAAAUCAUUCACACAUUGGAAAGGCCAUGACUUUAAAAACUUUAUUUUAUACUUAGCAGUUCCAUAUUUUUUACCAUAUUUGAAUCCUGACUGCAUGAUGAUGAUUUAUUCUCUAGUAAUUGGUAUGCGUUUGUGUAGCAGUGAAAUAUGUUUAGAUAAGGUGUUGCUUAUUAGUCAGCUGUUUAACUUUUAUCAAAAAUCAUUGUCUGAGUUGCUUCCUUUAUAUAUGAAUACUAUAAAUGUUCAUUUGCUUGGUCAUGUUAGCGAUAUUAUUAAAAUGCAUGGAAGUGUUACAAAUUACUCAAUGUUUUGUUUUGAAGCUCGGCUAAGUAAUUAUAAAAAAAUGAUGAAGGGAACACAUGGUCAUCCACAACAGAUUGUACAAAAAUUUCUUGACUUCAAAACAGCUUCUUGUUUUUUGCAAACAACAGAUCAUCCUAAAAAAGUUGAAGUUUGUAAAGCAUUAAAUAUUGGCAUUAUUGAACAAGAAGAAUUGCAGUUGUUAAAUCCGGGCAGAUUGUUGAAACAUGGUAUUGUUUACCAUUCAAAAGGUUAUGGCAAACAUAACAGCUACACUUGUCAAUUUGGACAUAAUAAGUUUGGUAUCAUAUUAGAUUUUCCUUUAGUUGACAAUGUAAUACAUGUUCAGUUACAACUAUUGAAUGUGAAGUGUAAGUUAGUUUCUACUUUUGGUGAUAUGAUUGGAAAUUUGGAAAUUAACUUUGAUGAUGACUUUUUUUUUAUUGUUGAACAAACAAAAAACAUUGUUGUUAUUUCAGCUGACACUUUAGUCUGCAAAUGUAUAUUAAUUAAAAGUAAAUUAGAUACAAAAGAUGUAUUAAUUUUGACACCAUUGAAAGAACUUUUCGAAUAUGCUUAGGGUGGCUAAAUGUAAAUUUUGUAAUUAAUAAAUAUGCUUCACAUCA